GAGGAGGGGGAGGGGGAGGGGGAGGAGGAGGGGGAGGAGGAGGGGGAGGAGGAGGGGGAGGAGGAGGGGGAGGAGGAGGGGGAGGAGGAGGAGGGGGAAAAGGAGGAUGGGGAGGAGGAGGAGGAGGAGGAGGAGGAGGAGGAGGAGGAGGAGGAGGAGGAGGAGGAGGAGGAAGCGGAGGAGGAGGAGGAGGGGGGGAAUGGGGAGGAGGGGGAGGAGGGGAAGGGGAAGGGGGAGGGGGAGGAGGAAGGGGGGGAGGGAGCAGAAGGGGAAGCGACAAUGAUGGCGGCACACGCAGGGGAAGCAGCAGCAGCAGGAGCCGAGGAAGCCAAGGAAAGGGGGGAGACGCAGUUAAAGGCGGAGGCUGAGGCUACAGUUCAAGUGGCGUUGCCAGAGCGGCCUUUCGAACCACAGCACGCAGCGCAAGGGGCAGCAGCAGCAGCAGCAGCAGCAGCAGCAGCAGCAGCAGCAGCAGCAGCAGGAGGAGCAGGAGGAGCCGAGGAAGCCAAGGAAAGGGAGGCGGCACAGUUGAAGGCGGAGGCUGAGGCUACAGUUCAAGUGGCAUUGCCAGAGCGGCCUUUCGAACCACAGCACGCAGCGCAAGGGGCAGCGGCAGCAUCAGUAGCAGCAGCCGAGGGCGCUAAGGAAGGAGAGAAGGCGCAACUAGAAGUGGAGGAUCUGCCUGGUCUUGCAGAGCCUGCCCGUGAACAUUCGACCAGACCUUUUCUUUUGAGGCAGGAGGAAGUGCAUACGGCUGUAGCAGAGGGGGCGCGUUCACCUGCUGCUGCUACAGCUGUCGCAGAGGGAGUUACUGUGCUGGCAGCCCAUAGGGGUGCUAGUCUAUCUGUGCGCCUGUUUGGCUCUUCGCUUAUGGAAGGCUCACUUGUGGAAAGAAGGCAAGAGGAAGGCAAUUUUCCCACUCCUGCUCCUGCUGCUGCUUCUGCUUCUCCUCCUGCUGGUGCUGCUGCUGCUGUAAGUCUUGAAGCAAAUGUUGUAGCAGCACGAGCAGCAGCAUCUGUGCCUGAGAAAGUACCAACAGCAGCAGCGGUAUCCGUGGAACCCUCCUCUGCUUCCACAUCCGAGACUGGACAAAGUCAAUUAAGUCAACAGCCCGCACACCUCAAGGGGAGGGGGCACCUGGGGGAGGCGUUAUCAUCUGAUACAUCAGGCAGGGAGGAAGGGCGCGGAAGAGCUGUGACAAGAGCAGGGCGGCGGGGGAAGCGGAAGGAGCGAGAAGCACGAGGGGAGAGGGGGAGGGGACGAGGGGGCGAGGGGAGAAGCGAGGGGGAGAGGGGCGGAGGGGACGGAUUAAGGGGAGAGGAGUUAUCAGGUGGAGGGAGGGGAGGAGGGGGGAGGGCGGAAACGGAUACAGUGGAAAGUUGCCGACAGCAGGAUUUGAAACCUGAACCUCAACCAUCGGCACCACAGCCACCAACAACACCACUCGAAUGCGAAGCAGGGGAGGAAGCGAUGCAGCUGACGAUCUUCUAUGGAGGGAUGGUCCACGUGUACCAGGACGUUCCUUCCGACAGGGCCCAGGCAAUCAUGCUAUUGGCUGGAUCAAGCACCACCUCCUCCUCCUUCCCUCUCCACCCAAACCUCCUCACCGCUCAACACUCCUCCAUCUCCACCCCUCGCAGCCCUCUCCCUUCUCCCUCCACCCUCACUCCCCCACACCCCUCCUCUCUCCCUUCACCCAGCCACCCUCACUCACCAGCCUCUGGCCCUUCCUCCUCCUCUGCCCAGUUCCUUUCAGCGCUGCUCUCUGCUCCGCCCCUCUCCUCCCUCCCCUAUCCUUCUGCUCGUUCAGUCUCUUCUCUGUCUGCUGCUCCCUUUUCGUCGCCCUCUGCUGCUCCCUUCUCUUCUCCAUCUGCUCCUCCCCUCGCCUCCUUGUCGUCCCACCCAUUGAGAUCUGUGGAAGAGCAAGAGAGGGGGAGGGGGGUUCUGGGGGGAACAGGCACCGGUGGUGGUGAUGCUGUUACUGUUACUGCUGCUGCUGCUGUUGGGAGUAGCGGGGGCGGUAGUGGUGAUGAUGGUGAUGGUGAUUCGGCAAGAGAACGAGAUUCUGUUCUACAGCAACUGCAGCAUCAGUAUUACAACUGGCAGCAGCAGCAGCAGCAGCAGCAGCAGCAGCAGCAGCAGCAGCAGCAGCAGCAGCAGCAGCAGCAGCAGCAGCAGCAGCAGCAGCAGCAGCAGCAGCAGCAGCAGCAGCAGAAACAGCAGCACCAACAACAGCUGCAGCAGCAGCAGCAGCAGCAGCAGCAGCAGCAGCAGCAGCAGCAGCAGCAGCAGCAGCAGCAGCAGCAGCAGCAGCAGCAGCAGCAGCAGCAGCAGCAGCAGCAGCAGCAGCAGCAGCAGCAGCAGCAGCAGCAGAAGCAGCAACAGCAGCAGCACCACCAACAACAACAACAGCAGCAGCAGCAUCCACACCAUCCCAGCCCCCACCAACAUCCUUCUGCUAACAUCGCCUCUCACUCGCUCUCUCACUCUCCCUCUCCUCCCCGGGCCCACUUCCACACCUCCCCCUCACCUUCACCUUCUAUUGCACCCACGUCCCUUGCACCCACCGUGCAUGUGUACGUUCACAUGUCUCUAGAGGAGCUAGGAGGACCCGGAGGAGGGGGGGGGAAAGAGGAGCCGAGAGGGGCUGGAGUGAUUGCAAGAGUGGCUGAGAGGGAGAGAAGAGGUGUGGCUGAUGGAGGGGGGAGUGGAAGCAUGAGUGGGAGUGGGAGUGGGGGUGGGAGCAGGAGUGCGAGUGGGAGUGGGAGUGGAGGGAGGGGGGGUAGUGGAGGGAGUGGGGGUAGUGGCGGCAGUGGGAGUCGUGCAUAUGCAACGAUCAACAAAGCAAAGGCGGGGGAAGGGAUCCGCGGAGCGAUGGGGGGAGCGGAAGGGGGGAUGGACGGGAGCGGAAGGUUUGAGAUAGUGGGGGAGCUGACGGGGGGGCUGGCGGCGGUGGUGUGGGCGCCAGACGAGGAGGAGGUGGCGGUGGUGACUGGGGCGGGGCGAUUGCUCACUAUGACUAGCGACUGGCAGGGCCUCUCAGCCAAUCAACAGCUGCCACCUGGCACGUACGGCCCAGGGCCUGCUGCGUGGCAGCCAGCUGGCGCGCUGAUAGCCGCUGCUGCCUGCAAGUUGGAGGAGGGAAAGGGGGAGGAGAGAAAAGAGGAGGAGAGAGGAGGGAAGGAGAGAAGAGGGGAAGAGAGGGCGAGGGGUGGAACAUCGGUUCUGCCUGUUGAAGACGCCUCGUUUCCUGAAGCUGGGUCGGUGCGGCAGGUGGGAGGGGCAGGGCGGGGGAAAGGAGAAGGAGAGAAGGGGGGAGGCGGAGGAGGAGGAGGAGGAGGGGAUGCAAGUCUGAGGGCAUCAGCAUCAGCAUGCGUGCAUGAAAUUGUGUUCUUUGAGCGAAACGGGCUCGAGAGAAACCGCAUGCAGCUGGCAGGGCUGCCCCGCCCACAGCCGGAAUUGAACCCGCGACCUUUCAGUUGUCAUUCUUUCCUAGCUGGCGCUGGUUGCCCCUGCUGUGGCUGCCACGUGGCAGCAAUUGACUGGAGCAGCGACUCCCAGCUGCUGAGCGUGGCAGUGGAGACCCGUGAUUGGCUGGCCGUUCAAGUAUACUACCGAUGCAACUACAAGUGGUAUUUGAAGCACGAGUGCCGCACCAACAAGACCCACCCCCACCUAUCCGCACCCGCUCCCUCCCUACCCUCUCUCCCCCUUCUACCUUCUUUCCUCUGGCACCCGGAAUCCCCCUCCUCCGCCCUCUCCUUCUCCCCCCUCGGGAUCAUCUCAGCCGUCCAUUUCAUCUGUACGGCUGGCGCUCUUGCACCCGGCAAUCCCACCGUUGCUGUGAUCGACGGCCAGGAUUUGAGGAUCUCGUCGCUGCUGCUGCAUGGGGGGAACGGGGGUGCAGGGGGAAGGGGGAGCGGGGGGGGCAGGGGGGGAAGGGGAGGACUCAUACCCCCGCCGUACUGCCAUAGGGUGGAAGGAUUUCCGGCUGCUGUGGUGGCGGUGGCGGGUGCUGAGCUGGCAGGUGGUGACGUGGCAGGGUUUGAUUGGUGGGAGGAGAGCGGCGAUGUGGUUGGUGUGCAGAGUGGUACGGAGGGGUGUGGAGCAGUCCAAAAGGCCUGGCUCUCCCCCUCCCGCCUGGUGGGAGUCAUUGCCGCCACACCACAGAGUGAAGGAACUCUCGAGCAGGGCGCAUCUGGUUCUGUUGACUCGGUUGACUUUGCUGACCUGCUGGUAGAGUUGGAGCUGAGGCGAGGGAAGGGGGGAGGAGAGAGUGGCAGUAUAAUUGGAGUGGAGAGCAGCAGUGAGAGUGUGUGUGGCGGCAUGGUGGGGUUAAGAAGGGGUGGGGAGGGUAAGGAGGUCCAGAGAGCAGUGAUGAGUGUGGUGGGGGUGCUGAGGCUGAAACAGAAGGUAGUGGGUAUGGCCCGCGGCACUUGCGCUGCUGUGCACACUGUUUCUGCACCGGCUGCUGCUGGGCUGAAGGGAGGAAACGCAGUGGAAGAGAGGAAAGAGCAUCUGUAUUGGCAGCAGCAAACGGCGCAGCAGCAGCAGCAGCAGCAGCAGCAGCAGCAGCAGCAGCAGCAGCAGCAGCAGCAGCAGCAGCAGCAGCAGCAGCAGCAGCAGCAGCAGCAGCAGGAGGUUGUUAAGGGUGGGUCAUCGGUCUUCCUAUCUCUCGCUGACGGUUCCCUCCUUCACUACCUCUCCUCCUCCACCCCCUCUGCCUCCUCCACCCCCUCUGCCUCCUCCACCCCCUCUGCCUCCUCCACCCCCUCUGCCUCCUCCACCCCCUCUGCCUCCUCCACCACUUCCUCUGCCUCCCAUGCACCCUCUUCCACUUCCCCCUCUCCCUCGCCCCUCUCCCCAUCUUCAACGGACCUGGUGCUCCGGUUCCCCGAGCCUUGCCCUUGGUUUGCUGUGGUGGAGGCGAGGGUUCAAAUCCAGCCGUCGUCUUCAUCAAGAUUGACUGCAGAAUUAUCAACAUCAACAGCAGCAGCAGCAGCAGCACCUGUGGUGGUUCUAUGUGUGGGGCGAUCGCACAAAGGGCGUCUGUAUGUAGGUUCUGCCACUCUUCCUGGUAACCCAACAACUGGAGUGGUAACCAGGUUACCACAGGCACCUGAUGCCACGGCAGUGUGUGGCGACUGCUCGUCCUUUGUGCUCCACUUCAUGGCAGUUCCCAAGGCCCCCGGAGUUCCCAAGGCUGAUUCAGCGCACCAAUCAGAGCCUAAGAAGGCAUCCCAGGCCUUAUCCCCAUGCCAUGUCAUCACUCUUGUCUUCACUACAGUGUCGGGCGCUAUAGUCACACGGGACCUGCUUGCUUUGUCUCUAGAGGCGGGUUCUGGUUCCCAGGGAGCACCUGGAGGCGCAGGUGGUUCUUCAGGUGUUUUCUCAGGUGCUUCUGUUGCGCUCCCAGGUGCACUCCCAGGCAGGGUGUCGGAGGAGGGGACGAGGGCAGGAGUGGGCGGGCCGGCCGGCAGCAGAAAAGGACAAAAAGGGAAGGUGUCGUCAUCAUUGCUGUCUUGUCCUUUGUGGGAAGGGGGGGCGGUCCUGGUGGCAGGGCUUGGCCGGCUGAGAGUGGGAGGGGAUGAGAGAGUGGAGAGGGGGGGAGAGGACGAGGGGGAAAAGGGAGAGGAGGAGGAAGAGGAGGAGGAGGAGGAUGGGGAGGGGGAGCCGGCAGUGGUUCUCCAAGCGACACGUGGCAGUCUGGAAUCGGUCUACCACCGGGCGCUCGUGCUCCGGGCGGCGGGGCUGCUGCUGAGUCAGCGCCGCUUCCGGGCGGCUGCUGAGCUGGCGCGCCGGCACAGGCUGGACCCAAACGUGCUUGUGGAUUUCGGCGGGUGGAGAUCAUUUGCUGGUUUGGGAGGGAGAACGACAUUCAGCGGGGAGCAGAGUGAAGCGGCCUUGAAUGGGGUGCAGGGGGGAGUGGUGGGCAGUAGUGGGGUGCAUGUGGGUUCUGGGACUAGUGGAGCGAGGGAGUUUGUGCGGCAGGUGGGAGAGCAGGGGCUACGGCACGUGAGUGAGGUGAUCUAUGGUCUGAGAGAGGAGGAUGUGGCAGCGAGAGGGGGAAUGUAUGGUGAGGUGCUGGCGGGGAUGAGAGGAGAGGUAGGAGAAGGGGGAGGGGAAGGGGGAGGAGGGGGUGGAGAGGGAGGAGGUGGAGAAGGGGAGGGGGUAAAAGGCAAGGUGACAGCUGUGUGCACGGCUCUCCGGGCGGCGCUAGAAGACGUGCUGCCGCCCGGCGCCGUCCGGGACACGUGUGUGCUGAGCACGUAUGCGUGCAGUGUGCCGCCCAGGCUGGAAGAAGCCCUGUUGCGCAUCAAAGCAAAGCGGAGCUCUGAUGAUCAAGUGGUUUUGUCUAAAGACAGGUCAAAAGAUGAGCGUGCGGGUCUGACAAAAGAUGAGCGUGUGGAUGGGUCCUGGUCUGCACCUACUCGCCAACCUGCAGUUCAACCUGAACCCACUCGCCCCACCCCUCUCCUCCUCGCCCUCUCAGUGGAAGCUUCCUUGAAGCAUCUCAUGUGGCUGACCUCCCCAGAUCACGUCUUUAACUCCGCAUUAGGCCUCUACGAUUUAAACCUCGCUGCUUUAGUAGCCGCCCACGCCCAGUCCCAAAAAGACCCCAAGGAGUUCCUCCCGAUCCUCCGAGGCUUGGCCGCCGAGCCUCCGCCGAACCGGCGGCUCAGGAUCGAUGUGAGGCUCGGGAGGCUGGAAGGGGCGGUUGGCCAGCUGGUGGCCUCUGAUUCGCCGCUGAUGGUAGCGUCCAAUUCGCUGUUGGUAGGGAGAGGAGAGGAGGGGAAGGGAGAGGAGGAAAAGAAAGAGGAGCAAGUGAGGGAGCAGGGCAAGGGAGAGGGGAGUGAGGCAGCAGGGCAGGAGGCGAGGAGGCUAGUAGAGGAGGUAAUGGCAUUGCUGCGAGCACACCCUGAUAGACUGUUUCCUGUUGCUGCUGCUGCCACUGCCACAGCUAUCGCCUCUCACCCCUCCCCCUCAUCCUCCUCUUUGUCAGAUUCCUCUGCUGCUUCUCUCGCUGCUUCUUCCACACCUACCAUUGCUUCGGUCCGAACCUCCAUUCUCAACCAAUGGGCAGAGCACCUCUUUUCCCGAGCCUCCGAGGCCUCGCUUCCCGAAGCUGCGCUUCUCUUUACCGGAGCUAACAACCUGCCUCGUGCGCUCCAGGCCUACCGCCAGGCUGGGCAGUGGCGCAAGGCGCUUACCACUGCAGCCAGGCUCGGAUUCCCCGAACCUGAGGUUCGGAAACUCGCACAGGAGCUUCGGGAAGAGCUUGUCGAGGUUGGGAGGAGGGCAGAAGCUGGGCGGCUGGCGAUUGAGUACGAGGGGGAUUCGGGCGGCGGAAUUCGUCUUUUAGUGGAGGCGCAUUGUUGGGAGCAGGCAGCGGAGGAGGCGGGGAGGAGUGGACAGGUGUCGCUUCUUGAUUCGCUGAUCGUUCCAGCAUCAGUAGAAGCAGCAAGGGGCAUGCUAACAGACAUGGAUGAAACACAGGGGAAAUUAACAGCCUAUGUUCGCCGGUUCGGUGCAGUGCGGUGCAAACGGGUGCAGAUGGAGGAGAAGCUCAAGGCCGAGAGGUUGGAGAGGGAGGAGGUGGAGAGGAGGAGGAGGGAGGAGUAUGGGGAGGAGUAUGGGGGAGGGGGGAUGGGGAUGGAUGAGGCUUCAGAAACUGCAUCUAUGGCAUCGAGUGAUGUGGGGAGCAUGGCUAGCGGCGUUACUGGCUUGAGUGCCUACACUGCAGGCUCUUCGUCUCGUGUGAGCACGGCCAGUGGAUGGACCGCCACGAGCAAGAAGACGGGUGGUAGGGCGGCCAGGAGAAAACAACAGAAGGCCGACAAGGGGAGGCGGAUUCGCGCUGGCAGUCCUGACGAGGAGCAAGCAUUGGUCGAGCACAUUCGCAUGCUCGGCCCCUCCUCCCAAACCUUGGAGGAGGUUCGGCAGCUGCUGGAGCUGCUGACAGGCUCGGGGCACGAGCCUUUGGCUCGGAGGCUUCAGGCGCGGGUGGGGGCUAUAAUCGCCACUCAUACGGCAGCUGUUGCGGAGGUGGAAGCAGCUCUUAAAGAGGAUAGACUGAAGGCAGCGGUAGAAGCUGAGGGGGUUUUACAUUCCAAUGCUGCUGGAGAUGCUGCAGCAGAAGCGGGUUUGGCUUCUUCUACAAAGAAAGACGUGAAAUGGAAGUGGGAGGUCCUAGAAGGCAUUUAA
Molecule: messenger RNA, 8205 nt
Organism: Closterium sp. Naga37s-1
Lineage: Eukaryota; Viridiplantae; Streptophyta; Zygnematophyceae; Desmidiales; Closteriaceae
Source: the annotation of a GenBank genome assembly